Penicillium mononematosum is the source of this 276-nucleotide messenger RNA. RefSeq lists its product as uncharacterized. The transcript has 3 exons. The record is from RefSeq and is a predicted model, not a curated record. Lineage: Eukaryota; Fungi; Ascomycota; Eurotiomycetes; Eurotiales; Aspergillaceae. Bases 1 to 276 code for a protein of 91 amino acids.
AUGUCUCAAUUUGCUCUCCCGGGUACGAGCAAACGAUACGGAAACCCAACCAGUCUCAAACCCCGGACUGGACGGCUACUGAUUCCCCUGAUGGCUACAGUUGGUCUGGGGUUCGGUGCAUACAAUUACUACGUUGAGGCCAAGUCGCGGCGGGAACGCUCUCUGCUGGAGGAACAGGAACGCCUAGCGCGAAACCAACAGUUGAUGGACGCGUACGGCGACAAGAAUAGUCUGCAUGAUGUCCAGCAUGCACUUGACACCUACAAUGUUCAAUGA